GCCGACGCCAAGAAGAUCUGCGAGCGGUCUGUGCUUGUCAAGGCCAUCCUCGAGGUUUGGGCCGAGGGCAGCACCUGGGAAGAGGUGGUGGAGGCUUGCCUCGCUCAAGGCCCAGACGUCCGAAGGCAGCGCCGCCAGUACUUGGCACCGCCCACGACCAUUUGCUUACGCGUGGAAGCUUUCGGCAAAACGCUGACCGUGGAGGAGAAGAGGGCGACAAUGGAGACGCUGCGUCCACUCUUCGACGGUGAUGAGGUGGUUGACCUCCGGGCCCCAGACACGAUGAUGUGGGUGUUGGAGGACUCCUGCAAAGCUGGCCACCACAGGAGCACUCCCACCGGAGCGACGAGAAGACACACCUGGGAAAGCGAACACGGCCGCCUCGACGAGUGUUUCUGGGGCGGCAGGUUGCUGGUGGGCGCAGCACGGACAAGAAGCGGCAGAGUGGUGAGAAGUGCUUCUUCCACCGCUACGACCUCUCCCAGCGCGCUGUGCUCGGCCCUACCACGCUGGACAACGAGCUGGCCUUCAUCAUGGCAAACUGCGCUGGUGUCCGGCCCCAGCAGCUAG
Molecule: messenger RNA, 570 nt
Organism: Symbiodinium necroappetens
Lineage: Eukaryota; Dinophyceae; Suessiales; Symbiodiniaceae
Source: the annotation of a GenBank genome assembly